AUGAAGUAUUGCAGUACCCGCGGUGGAGUCCAAGGAUGGGACUUCCGGGAUGUGCUUUUCGCAGGUUAUGCUCCUGACGGCGGGAUGUUUAUGCCCGAAAGUAUACCCACACUGAGCCAAGCAACUCUGAGGUGCUGGAGUAGACUGUCCUACCCUAAACUGGUGAUGGAGGUUGCCUCAAUUUUCAUUCCAACUCAACUGAUUCCCAGAAAGGACCUGGAAUUCCUUAUAGGCUCUGCUUUGUCUGGCUUCACCGUACCUGAAGUGAUCAGAACUGUCCAGCUGAAGGAUGGCCUGACAAUCCUGGAGCUCUUCCACGGAGACACUUUAGCUUUUAAGGACCUGUCUAUGAAAUGCACAGUGUACUUUCUUGACUACUUCCUGAAGAAAGAGAACCGCAGAGCUACAGUCCUAGUUGGUACGUCAGGUGACACAGGUGGCUCGGCCAUCCACAGUGCAAAAGGUAUGCCUGGCCUGGAUGUUGUGGUGGUUUACCCUCGGGGACGCAUUACCCAAAUCCAAGAGAAACAGAUGAUCACCUGCCUGGAGGAUAAUAUCCAUGUUUUUGCAGCGGACGGCUCAUCAGAUGACAUCGAUCAGCCUCUGCGUCGUCUCUUUGCCGAUCAGGAACUUGUAAAGUCUUAUGGCCUCAUGAGCCUCAACUCGCUUAACUGGUCUCGUAUAAUGAUCCAGCUCACACAUUCAAUCUACGCGUACCUGCACCUCAUGGAUUUGGAGCAGCUGGAGGCUGGCAAGCCAAUGCCUGAACUGGAGGUUGUGGUGCCGACUGGAGGAGCAGGAAACAUUACAGCUGGCUUCAUUGUCAAACAAAUGGGACUGCCCCUGAAGUUGGUGGCCAUGGUGAAUGCUAAUGACGUCGUGCACAAGACGGUAACCUCCGGUGACUUUAGUAUGGCUGCUACUGUCACACAGACACUGGCUCCUGCCAUGGACAUCCAGGACCCAUAUAACAUGGAGCGAAUGUUCUGGCUGCUUCUGGGAGGAAACUGUGCUUUGGUGAAGAAAAUCAUGGAAGAGUUUCAGCAGUCACAUGCACAUACUCUGCUUGAAAACCACCACAAGCUGCUGUGUCAUAAUUUGUCUACUGGGACAGUGAAUGAUGACGGCAUAUUGGAGACCAUGAGGAGAUGCUGGGAGGAAAACCAGUAUGUUGUGUGUCCCCACACAGCAGUGGCUGUAUGGCAUCACUACAACUGUCCUCACGAUCCAGCUGUUAACAGGUGUUACAUCGCCACAGCAUCCCCAGCCAAGUUUCAGGCAGCUGUACAGAGAGCUGGGUUGACCUAUGACCUACCUGAGGCUAUCAGAGCUUUGGACAAGUUAACCUCGCGAUACCAAAACCUGGAACGCAGCUUGAACUGGAGCAAAGACUGGGAGCAGAAACUGAGAGAGACAAUACAGUCCGUGAGGUCAGCCCGAGAUAGCGGACUGACUUAUUACAACUGAUGUGACUGUAGCGGUGUCCAAACUAGUGAUGCGAAAUCCACAUUGUUUUUUUGUUAUAGUUAUUAGUGCUCUAUCAAAUAAUACAUGUCAUUAUUAAUGAAUUUCAUUUUUACAAUAUGACAAUAAAGAUAAUAAUAAAAAAUCAAAUAUGGCCACACUUGGACACCCCCGUUGUACGGGAUGAACAGGACUUAGAGACUUAAUCGGAAGAGUUAGCAAGCUAGCCUCAGUUGCAUCCAUUGUUUUAAAACUAUGUUGAACUGUAUCGUCCCUAUUCAAAUAAAAGAAUAUCUUAUUCGCUCGCUACCUUGAAUACAUUUUCGUUUUGGAACAAUAAUGCCAAUCACCACAAAAUAAUCGAAUAUCGUUAAUGUCAAAAUAGAACUUCUAGAAAGUCAUAAGCCAUAGUAAUGUGAAUGUUAACCAAAAUGUAUACGAAAAA
Entelurus aequoreus (snake pipefish) is the source of this 1909-nucleotide messenger RNA. RefSeq names its product threonine synthase-like 2 (gene thnsl2). Lineage: Eukaryota; Metazoa; Chordata; Actinopteri; Syngnathiformes; Syngnathidae. Gene Ontology annotation, molecular function: pyridoxal phosphate binding. Gene Ontology annotation, biological process: 2-oxobutyrate biosynthetic process; dephosphorylation. The record is from RefSeq and is a predicted model, not a curated record.